UGUGACGUAUGACGUCGGUGACGUAUGACGUGAGACGACGGGACUACUCUCGGCGGUGAGUUUAAAGAGUCUCGGUAGGAGGGCAGCAGUGGAAGUAGCUCUCUAACUUACCGAAAACACUACCGGCUCGGUUUGAACCGGAGGAGAUGCCGCAACACAGCAUGCCACUGCAGGAUCUGCCCUGCAGCAGCCUCCAGGGCUCCAUGUCGUCUCAGGCCAAGAGAAUCAACAAACGCAAGUCUAAAGGCGGCCUCAAUGACUGCCUGGAUAUCGAAAGCACCCCGACAGAGCUCAUCCAGCAGUGGUCCCCACUCCACAAGCACCAACGGCUCACUAGCAAGGGCAAAGAAAACGAUGGCAACCAGUUUGUCCUGGCCAGGAGGUCCAGGAGGAAAAGGGAACCCCCGUCAUCAGACAUUUCAUGGGACCACCUGCCCGACGAGCUGCUCCUCAGGAUCCUCUUCUACAUUCCUCUACAGGACCUCCUCAGGAUGUCCACAGUUUGCCAGCGCUGGCGUCGCUUAGCGUUUGAUGAGUCUCUGUGGCACAGCGUGGAUCUGGAGGGUUUGACCCACAUGGGUCCAGCUCUGCGGCAGGUGCUGAAGACUGGAGUCCGCAUGCUGCGCUGCCCUCGCUCCUUCGUGGAAGAGCUGCACUUCACAGGCUCAGGCCCUCUGCAGAUAGUUGUGAUGGAUCUGUCCAGCUCCAUCAUCCCCACCUCAUCUCUGGAGAGCAUCAUCUGUCACUGCAGGCAGCUGGAGUAUCUGAGUUUGGAGGGUCUGCAGCUCUCGGACACCAUCCUCAGCUCUCUGUCUAAGAACCCAAACCUGCUGCAGCUCAAUCUGAGCGGCUGCUCCGGCUUCUCUGCUCCGGCUCUGGCUGACCUGCUCCAGUCCUGCUCCAGCAUAGAGCAGUUGAACAUCGCAUGGUGUGACUUCAGCAAUGAUCAUGUGAAGAGUGUUGUGGAUAGUGUGAGCUCUGGUGUUACUCACCUCAACCUCAGCGGCUACAGAGAGAACCUCACACUAGACGAUGUGAAGGCGCUGGUGACCAGAUGCCCCCGUAUACAAACACUAGAUUUAAGUGACAGCACUCUGCUGAUGGCCGACAGCCUCCCGGUCCUCAGACAGCUGAAGGAUCUGCUGCAUCUCUCCCUGAGUCGCUGCUAUCACAUCCACCUCGCCGCUCUGACAGACUUGGAUAAGAUGUUGCCCGUGCUGAUCCUGCUGGACGUGUUUGGCAUCGUGAGCGGCAGCCACCUGUCCUCUCUGAAGAAGGAGAUGCCUCGCGUCGGCAUCAACUCCAGGCCGUUCUCCAGCAUCGCCCGGCCCACGCCCGCCUCCAGGCCCGUCGGCUGCGUCAUGUGGAACAGGAAGUGUCGCCUGAGGUUCAGACUGUAACACACUGCACACCUCCGUCAUGUCUCCAGCCCAGCGUGCGUAAUGGAGCCAUGUUUCCCUGUUGCUGCUAUGGGGAUGUUUUAAGGGUAGUGAAGGUCACUUCCUGGACUGGACUCGGUACUGAACAUGUACGCUUGUAGACAAAUGGAAUACUUCAUUUAAGGAGUUCAGAUUUGGAUUUUGUGUCCACUUCUUGUUGGAAUGUGUUCACAAACAUUUUAAUGGAUUUUUAGAUCAGUUUUAGUUUGUAAUGUGUUAAUUUAAAAAUCUUUUGUAAGGGAUACAUUGGCAGAUGUAAGAUGUCUGAAUAUUUGACAGCUGAUUCAGCAAACAUUUGAAUAAUACUGAUGACAGAUGUCUUCGCAGCUGUAAUAAUGCGUGAACAUUUGAAUGAGUAUACACUGAUGUGUCUUGAAUGGCCAAGCAGUCCGUAUUCUUGUCUGCAGGUUUUUAUGAUGAGCUCAUCGUCACUGUGCUUGUGCUCUAUCACCAUGUAUAUGCUGUCUAAAUAUAAUGAAAGAUGAGCUUGAACAAGUAAACCACUGAAUACCCAACCGGCUCUGUUCUCGGGUUAACAGGCAGGACUUCUUCAGACGCGCCACACUGUACCACCAACUUCACUUCAUCUAGUACAACUUUUAUAUCUCAUCAGUUGAUGUCAUUUAUUGACUUUCAGUGUGUUUGUGCCGGUCAGUACCAUGGCUGAAUAAAGGUGAUGUUCUGCACAUGUG
Messenger RNA from Cyclopterus lumpus (lumpfish), 2131 nucleotides. RefSeq names its product S-phase kinase-associated protein 2, E3 ubiquitin protein ligase (gene skp2). The transcript is spliced from 10 exons. Gene Ontology annotation, molecular function: protein binding. Gene Ontology annotation, biological process: positive regulation of protein ubiquitination; SCF-dependent proteasomal ubiquitin-dependent protein catabolic process. NCBI's taxonomy places the organism in Eukaryota, Metazoa, Chordata, Actinopteri, Perciformes, Cyclopteridae. The record is from RefSeq and is a predicted model, not a curated record. The coding region runs from base 147 to 1400 and encodes 417 amino acids. Gene Ontology annotation, cellular component: SCF ubiquitin ligase complex.